Messenger RNA from Spea bombifrons (plains spadefoot toad), 1919 nucleotides. RefSeq names its product LDL receptor related protein 11 (gene LRP11). The transcript is spliced from 7 exons. NCBI's taxonomy places the organism in Eukaryota, Metazoa, Chordata, Amphibia, Anura, Pelobatidae. Bases 262 to 1779 code for a protein of 505 amino acids. The record is from RefSeq and is a predicted model, not a curated record. Gene Ontology annotation, molecular function: protein binding.
AGGUGAGACUGAUAAUCACAGUGACACGCCAUGCUCUGGCCUUUAGCCGUCUGUUUUUUGUUUUUCUCUCACGACGUACGACGUACGACGUACGCUACCAUCUUGUUUGUGGGAUUUUAUUCAUAAAACAUUUUCGACUGGUACAAUGACAUAUUUAGCUAGGAUCUAAUACUGAGGGCGAAAUACUAAUAGGAAUCAUCCCCGCAACACUUCUGUUGCAGGUAUUUAAUAGAAGUCGUUUGGAAGCUUAUUUUACCCAGCAUGCCCCUCCGCAUACGUAUAUGCACUUUGCUUUGGUUUUGCGCUAUUGGAAGUUGUAAGAAGGUGUCUCCUGCUCCUCAGCUUACUGAUCUGAAAUCCCAGAUUUCUGGGGUGGAGGAGCUGUUGGAGGAAUUUGGCAAACAGCUUCAACAGGAAAGGCACUCGCAGAACCUAGAUGAGCAGAAACAGGAAGAACAGACGCUACGCCGUUACCCUGACCAGGCUAAAGAGCAGAUUUAUUGGGGAGAUGAACAUAGGCGCAAAGAUACUAUGCAAACUAAGAGUGAAGAACGUACAGAGGAGGAUACGAUGCAGCGGCAAUUGCUGGAAGCGGGGGUCAGGUCGAAUGGGAAUGCUGGCGAAGAUAUGUGCAAAUUUAACAAGCUGGACGAUUAUAUCAUCCGCACCAAGGACUCCCAGGAGGCUGGAGCAACCUUUCUAAAGGCCCCAAGUGAGGUAUAUAGUUGGAAGCAAUGCCUAGAACUGUGCUGCGCUGAGGCAAGCUGCUCUUUGGCCGUGGUGGAAAGAUCAGGUCGGUGGUUUAACUGCUUUCUCUUUGACUGCAUUCAUCGGGAACUUAAUGUCUGCAAGUUCUCACCACACAAGGAUUACAUCAGUUAUACUCUGUCGGAACGCAAUGAAUCCUCAGGUUGGGCACACGAGACACCCCUGCGUACAUCUGCAGCAUAUAAAGAAAGUGAUACACCUCCACACAGUAAUGCAGGGCAGGAUGUAGUACUUCAAUUGCCAGUUGACUGGUUUAUUCUGGAUGGACGUGGAAGCACAGAUGACCAUGCCAUCGUCGGAUACGAUUGGACGUUGCUUCGUGGGGAUUCACUGGUUGAAAUGAAGGUUCCUCAGCCAGGAACUCUCAUGUUGUCUCACUUACAAGAGGGAGUCUAUACCUUACAGUUGACAGUAACGGAUACAUCAGGUCAGCAGAGCUCAGACAAUGUUUCUGUCAAUGUGCUCCCUGAAGAAAGUCAUGGAUUAGCUUGUACUGGAGCUUGUACUCGCUAUCAGUUUAUCUGUGAUGAUGGCUGCUGUAUUGAUAUCACUCUGGCUUGUGACAAAGUAGUGCAAUGUCCUGAUGGUUCUGAUGAAGCCUUCUGCAAAAACUUUAGUUCUGGUCGGAAGAGUGUGAUCCAUGUUUCGGACAGAGAAAACUAUCAUGAAGCAGGGACCGGUCUGCCUGAAGAGUUUAUCAAGAGCGCUGAAGAAAAGCAUUUACCAUCCUCAGAUACAGAAAAGAGUCAGACAUUUUCUCAGGAAUUAACUAACAAUAAUAAAGUAAUUUCAGGUAAAGAAAGUAAUUUUAUCAACUCAAAAGAUAUUGGAGGUGCCCACCCUGCUCCACAGUCAGGAGCAGUAUUGCCACUUGCCCUUGGCUUAGCAGUAACAGCCUUAUUGAUGUUGAUGGUGGUGUGCCGUCUUCAGUUGGUGAGACAGAAGCUCAAGAAAUCCCAUCCUUUAACUCUGGAGGAGUCUGACUAUCUCAUUAAUGGCAUGUAUCUUUAGUUAUAGCAAGGUAGCCAUGUUCUCCAAUUAAUUUUGCCUUGCAAAUGUGUCUCUUUAAAAGUUAAAAUAUUCUUCAUAACUUCAGUUAAUGGAAAUUGUAAUAAUUAAAAGAAAACAUAUCUAUACCUUCACAUGAAAAA